Messenger RNA from Chara braunii, 3153 nucleotides. The record is from the annotation of a GenBank genome assembly. NCBI's taxonomy places the organism in Eukaryota, Viridiplantae, Streptophyta, Charophyceae, Charales, Characeae.
UUGGGGGGUGGUUUGGGGGUUUUGAGGGGGUGUAUGGGGGUAUUGGUGAGCGGUUGUUGGUGAGAGAAAGAGAGGAAGGAGGCCGAAAAGUAUGUCGGCUGCAGCGAUUCCUCCACCUUGGCUUUUGCCAAAUGUGCAAGCUCCACGAGGUCGUGGCCGUCCACGGAAGUACCCUCGUGGUGAAGAUGGGAAACCAAUCAGGGUACCGAUGAGGGUACCAAUCAGCAAGGAGCCGAAGCCAAAGAAGAAGAAGGUUGUCAUGGAUGGAGAAGUACCACAGAGGAAGCGCGGGCGACCACCAAAGUUGGGAUCUGCAUCGACCCUGAAGCCUCGCCGUCUGAUUGAUCCUACGGGUGGGCCUCGAGGACGGGGGCGACCAAGGAAAUAUCCACUUGGCAUGCCAAUGGAUCGUCAUGACAUUCCUCCUCCGAUCCCAAGCGGAGUUCCAGUGAAGAGGGGCCGAGGCAGGCCACGCAAAGAAGACUCCUGAAAGUUCAGUGUCAGAGAUGGCAAUACCGACUGCCAUUGUGGAUGGCGAAAUGAAGCAUCCCAAGUUGCCCUGCUUCCCCACUCUCUUAGAUUUUGCUGGUUGUAUUUGAUGCCUCUUCCCAAAGUGGAAAGUGUGAUGAUAAUAUGUUUGGGCUAAAGGCAUCUGGCUUGCUGGUUCGCAAGCUAGCAAGCAUGAAAGAGGACGCAGAAGGAAGGGAGCGAGGAGGCAAACUGCAGGCAGACAUGCUAGCAUGGUGGGCAGAUGGGCAAAAGCCAAAGACAUGGAGGAGCGGCGGCCGUAUCAGUGGGGCAACAAGGCAGGUAAGCUUUCCCAGCCACAGUACCUUGGAGAGCCUGUACCAGUAGUAGUGUCAUUUGGGUAGUUUGGGACAGAUGGACUGUGAUGGAGAAUCCUGUCGAGUGAGGCUUUGUUUCCGAACGGAGCGGUCCUGUCUUCUUUGCUCUCCAGUGGAACGCAGGAGCGAAGGCAUGAAUGAACUCCCGGUAGGUUGUAACGUGUGACAGUAACAUCAUCAAUCGAUGGGCAGACGAAUUCCGAAAGUAGAGAGUCAAAGAUAUGCUUUGACAGUGACCAAAUCCGAUAGGUCGAUUGUUAUUUUUUUGCCUGUCUACCCAACACUAUAGCUAGAUGUACAUGGGCCCUCCUUUGCUAGUGGUGAGUGUUUGUAGGUCAUUUUACCAGGUCAUUUUACCGUAUGCCCCUUCUUCUGCAGGCCCACCACUGGAAGCCGUCCCCUGCCUUGCUCCUUUGCCAUCCUUCUUGUUGCUUCAGAGGACCGCAGGUGAACUUCACAUCGGUUGCAGCUUGUGAAUGGUCAUGGUGGCUGUUAAUAUACAGUAGACGAAGUGAAGGUAGUAUUUAACGGAUAUCAGCAACUGCCAGCUGUUGUAUCCAUAAGCUCACGACCAACUGCCAGCUGUAUAAUCAAAAAAUUGCUUCUCUCCUGUAAUUGACAAGAAUCAUGUAGGUAACGGGGGCAGGCGAUUCUUCCAGAAGAGUUGGGCAACCUGCAAAUGACAGCUAGUUAGUCCAUCAGAAGGAACACCUACGGGAGCUCGUUGCUCUCAAACAGCGAGGCCUUGUUGGUUCUCAAUUAGGGACCUGUGGAAAGGGAGUAUAUCCCUUUCCACAUUGACAAGUAGAAAAAAACAGGGUGCUGUGGUACAUGGAGCGAGGGAAAACAGGCAUACAUUCAUGAGAAUGUGCCUUGCUAUAGAGAGGUACGGUGGUCUUGCUACGCUGCUGCUGGAACGUGAUGUUCGUUUUGGGAGAUCAGGAAUGGUGGACCUGUUCAGCCACACAUGAUGAUGUUGUCUCAGUCGGAGUUGUCAAUCACUGCCAUGAAGUGUUCGCCUUCAGGGAUUGGUAGCAGCUAAGUGUUGGAUGCACUAUAUCUGUGUACAAAACCCCUCCAAACUGGGCAUAGCAAGUAAGCAUAUCCACAACUAGACUCCUGUCCAUAUCUAGUCUCUACUAAAUUACUUUAUCUUUGCUAGACCCUUCCAGCUUGUCACCACCUUUCCUCCACAUCUCCCCUCACCACCUCCUUCCCUCAGCCCCACCACAUCGCUCAUAGCUCUCACCCCGGUGCUUCAGCCAGACCUUUUCAUAACCAUGUAUGCUCCGCCACCACUUCAUGUCGGCAAAUCCACGACUUUUUUGGUAAUGCUGUGAAGCAGUCCAAAGAGAAACCAGGUUCUUCUGAUAAUUUGAAUGUCCUUCGAUUGCUGCUCCUUCCCGCUAUUAGGGACGCAGCAAUCAUGAUCUUGCCAUGGUUGAUUAUUCGGGCGGUCAUGAUGUUAAUGAUAAGGCUUUUGGCAAUUAUUGAUGAUGAUGAUGGCGACAGCGAUAACUAUGAGGAGGAUGGUGAUGAAGAUGGGGCUGGUAACAGUGGCCACAUGAUGAUGAUGGUGGUGGUGGUGGUGGUGGUGGUAAUGAUUAUGCUGAAUAAUCGGCAGCAGUAGGGAUGGCGGGGACGGAUGGAAAGAGAACUUGUCUGGUUCUUGGUCAUGCCACUAUCUUUUUAUGAUCUAGUCAAGUGAGGAAAGGAAACACGGGUAGGCACAAAAUCAGACAACCAGGUUUGCAGGCCAGAGUGAUGAGGUGGUUGGAUGCUGACUUGCUUUGGUUUUUGCUGGUUUUAAUGUCUCGCUCUGUGGUGCAAUCGUCCAUCUGUGAUGCGAGUAUAUCUUCCUUCGUAAGAAGACGUGCCUUCAUUCUGCCCCUCGUUCUCACAAAUGCCUUCGAGAAGUGAAAAGGCACAACAUGUGAAGUCUGUUUGUCCGUUUUUUAUUUCAUGUACUUGGGUGUAUCUCGAGAACCGAAAAGUCUACCACACCAUAAAAGAUUCUUCUUUGCAUAGUCCAUUCCAUAUGAUAGUGGGUGAAAAUGGUUGGCCAUCGUAGUUUACAGCAGCCGUGCACUGCACCCACUUCACACCCGUUUUUAUGUCUAAUUUGUCUGUCCAGGCUAAGGAAAAGGAAAGGAGGGGGGGACUGGAACGAAAGGCGAAGGCAUGCAACACUGUCAGAAUAUCAGGCUAUUAUGGACAAGGCUGUACUGCCCCCCAAUUUGGUCCUUUGCUUGGAUGCACAUUCACAUUUAUACACUCCUUGCGAUCCUAAUGAAUUUUGGUGCUCUCU